This is a messenger RNA of Penicillium coprophilum, 189 nucleotides long. RefSeq lists its product as uncharacterized. The record is from RefSeq and is a predicted model, not a curated record. Bases 1 to 189 code for a protein of 62 amino acids. The transcript is spliced from 2 exons. Lineage: Eukaryota; Fungi; Ascomycota; Eurotiomycetes; Eurotiales; Aspergillaceae.
AUGAAACUUUUCAUUGUUCUAUUUGCCCUAGCUGCCUUCGCAAUGGCCGAGGCUGGUGGGACUCUGGAAGCGAGAGCUGGGUGUUCCCAGAAGGGACAAUUCUGCAACGAUGGCACAUUCCUGUGCUGUCGGGGACAAGGAAAAUGUAGUGGAAAUGUGAUUUGGCCAAACAUGAUAGCAGAUGGCUAA